Molecule: messenger RNA, 3736 nt
Organism: Athalia rosae (coleseed sawfly)
Lineage: Eukaryota; Metazoa; Arthropoda; Insecta; Hymenoptera; Athaliidae
Gene: Dop1R2
Product: alpha-1A adrenergic receptor-like
Exons: 8
Coding region: 2086-3423 (445 amino acids)
Biological process (GO): positive regulation of cytosolic calcium ion concentration; phospholipase C-activating G protein-coupled receptor signaling pathway; cell-cell signaling
Cellular component (GO): membrane
Molecular function (GO): alpha1-adrenergic receptor activity
Source: RefSeq, a predicted model, not a curated record
UUGUUUUCGAAUGUCACGUUCACCUGAAUGUAGAAAAAAUAUAUUUAAUAAAACACGGCUGCCACGACUUAUUCAUUUAUUUAUUCCAUCUUCGGUUUUCGGCUAUUAUAGUUUAUAACGAAAAAGUUUGUUGAUUCGCCGUUGGUCUUCGGAGGACAAGCCCAUAAUGUAUUAAUAAAGAUGGAUGGGACGUUGGGAAUCGAAUAAAGAAAUCGCUCGUCUUUUCACCAUCACUCUUAUAGAUUACGUAGCUGUAGAUGCUCCAGACUAAUUCUUCGAAGAAGCUGCUGCAAUGGCAUCUGGUGACGAGGAUCGAGUUACCUCUUAACGAAUAGGUAAACUUUGUUCUACGCUUGUUUAUCUAAAGUAUGAAAGGAAACUCGAAUGAAACUUUUACUACCAGAAUCCAUGUAUUACAGGUACGUACGUACGUACGUACACUAUGACUAGAGUGGACGGACUUUCGCGAUGAAUUAUUAAGCAACGACAUUUACUCGGUCAAAGGACAUAUAAUCCAGCGUAUAACUUCUGACUCCCCGCGCAUAAUAAUAUAGGUAUAGUGCUACUAAACUAGUUGCAAGUCAUCCGACGACAAAUCUUUCAACGUAAUAAUAUUCCUGAGCCGAAUUAGGAGAGCGAGAGAAAGCGAGGGUUAUCUGAAAACAUUUAAAAGCUCGGCCGAGGUGCGUCACUCCAGACUUCGCCGGAGCAGGGACUCUUCGUCAAAGGGUCCCUGCACUGCAGGCAUUUUAUUUCAGGAUCAAGAAUAAUUGUUUUAGGUUCUUUUAUUCCCCUUCUCUUCUUCACCGAGGAAAAAAUACUCGAAAUUCAAUGAAAAGUAUUACCUAGCCGUUUCACAUCGCGGAUAUACAUAUAAUAUAUCGUUGCCCCACGUCUAAUACGAUUCGUAAACGGACGAGAACAAGUUGAAAUGGAUCGGUUUCCAAUACGUGGUUCCAGUUUUCGCGAUUUAACGCAGCCUUCUGGGCCGCACGCGGUGAAGGCACUCGUCACAUCGGAUAACUCAUUCUAAAAGUGUAGCUUGCGAAUCGCUUUACGAAAAAUGUACGUAUACAAGCGAUGAGAAUUUUGCAGUUUCUUUAAAAUGACUCUGAAGCCCCGAAAUGGGGGACUUGAACUUUUCAUUUGAUCAACCGAAAAAGUUUCGUUGAUUUUCUCAUACUGAUUUUUUCUAUUUAUACUUUUCUUUCACAUUUCAAGAUUGGAGAAAAAUUACGCGACAAAUUGUAACAAUACGUGGAAGAAGAAAAAUUGGUCGUAAAUUUUACAACGUCCGACCUGAUUUUGUAAGCUCUGCCUCGUACAAGCUGGAAUAAAUCUCUACGAUCGUAAUUGUUUUCACCCACACUGUGGUGUGUGUGUGUGUGUCUGUGUGUGUGUGUGUGUGUGAUUAUUUUGUACUUUUUUUUUUGCUAUGAAAUCCACAAUAUUAUAGCCGUUGUACGGACUGUUGUUACGACAUCUGCAUUAUGAUACAAUUAUCUUCUUUUUCUUCAUCUACCGCGUAAAUUUCGUACAACUUUCCAAUAAUUUUGAAUUCUAUAAGUCACCACAAUAAUGUGGAUUCAAAAUCUAUAGUUAUAACGUUGAACUGCACGACCCGAUUGGUUGAGAUCCACGAGAUUAGGGAAUGACCGAUGAAAGUUGAAAAGCCACCGGGGCCGAAAUAAUUUUCAAACACUCGACCGUCCCAGCAAAAAAGCUCUCUCCGUCCCGCGUCUACCUCCAACAAAAACCACUUCAAAGAGUUACUAUUGAAGUCUCUAACCAAAUAGCCAAAUUUCAGUUUCAUCCCUGCUGCAGGAUACGACGUCACUCUAAGAUUAAGGAAAAGAUGACGGUGUGACGGGAAAUUAGCAUAUACGGGACGUGCAGGUGCGUGCGUGAGAGUUUCGAGCGUGAAAAAAGGAUAAAAAAAGUGAAGCCGAAUAAAAGGAGCGUGAAGUAUCCAUAAAUCCAAUUAUGAAUCACCAUAAUACCAUCGACCUCAUACGAAGAUGAUGUGGGUCGGCAUGAUCUGAACGAAAGGAAAAUAGAAAAUCCUGCUACAGAACUGCAGGCGAAAUGACAAUAUGCGGAAACUUUCGCCAGGAAAAUCUCCGCGGCAUUCUCGAACCGGAAAAUGCGAGCUCCAAUUUCACCCAGCAAACUCCUACCGAACAUAAUCAUGGACCGGCCACAGUCUCGCCUCCUACGGUCUUUCACCCCGACGGCAACUUCAACUGCACCGCUAUUUUGCACGACGAAAGCUUUUGGCUCCUCGUCCUUAAGGAUCCCUUGCUAGCCCUCGAAGCGCUGGCGCUUCUCAGCGUAAUUCUCCUAACUGUAGGUGGUAAUACGCUCGUAAUAGCCGCAAUAGCAUCAAGUCCGAGUCUUCGAGCCCCAACGCAUUCUCUCAUCGUUAAUUUGGCCUGCGCGGACUUGAUAUUAGGGUUAACCGUCCUGCCACUUUCCGCAAGCCGUGAACUCAGAGGUGGUUGGGGUCUGGGACCAAUUACCUGUUCUCUAUGGACAGCUCUCGAUGUCCUUUGUUGUACAGCGAGUAUUUUAUCACUAUGCGGUAUUUCGGUGGACAGAUACAUCGGGGUAUCCAGACCCUUAACUUAUUCACGGGUUGUCACCACCAGAAGAGCGAGAUUGAUGAUCGCGACUAUCUGGCUUGCGGCAUUGGCCAUCAGUGCCGGACCUCCAUUAGGGUGGGCAGAGGACAGCGUUUAUGUUCCAGAAACCGGUGAAUGUAACGUCAAUAAGCAGUUGGGAUACGUCAUUUUUUCUGCCUGCGGUUCGUUUUACAUCCCGGCACUUGUUAUCCUCGUUCUCUAUGGGCUCGUCUAUAAAGCUGCGGUGAAAAGAUCACGAUUCCUGGCAGCGGGGUCGGUGACAAAAAGUCACGUCACCCUACGUAUCCACAGAGGCAACAAGCUCUCCGAGGAUUCCGGGAGCAGCAGUUCCAGCACGAAGUUGGUAUCGGGUCCUGGACCACCGCGGCGCUGGGCGUCUCAAGGGCGUCGUGGCGCCCUUUACAGAGGACCCGCAGCAAAAUUUCGAAGACAAAAGCGGGCUGCCAAGACCCUCGGAAUCGUAGUCGGAGGAUUUUUGCUCUGCUGGUUUCCGUUUUUCAUCAUUCUACCCAUAGAUGCAGCGUGCGAAUCGUGCAAUCUUUCGGAGAGUGCGAUAUUCGCGUUCGCCUUUUGGCUCGGAUAUUUUAACAGCUGUAUAAAUCCUCUGAUAUACGCAUGUAGCAGUAGAGAACUGAGACGAGCCUUCCAAAGUAUUUUGCGAAGAGCAUUUCUCCUCCGGGCGAGAACUAUUCGGCGAUCGCCAGCCGCGGUUUACGCGACUUCAGCUGCAGGGAUCGCUAACAAGAGACAAUUAGGGAUGAUGACCACCCCACGAGACUGAACUAAUAUACCCGCUACGAUAUUCUACUUCGUAACAAUAUUCUUCCAAGAACGGACCUAGGCAGACCGGACCACAUAGUUCGAACAGUAGCGAAUCCCACGGCUGUUUGCACUUCAAAGUUUACUGUAAACAAAACCCUUCGACCUUUCCGUAUUCUACACCAUAAAUUGAAUUGUAAACAAUUAUUUGUAAUCGCGCAGAUGUCCGGUGUUUUGUAUUAUUUUUUUCUUUUCUACAAGCAUCGAAAUCAUUUCGCUCAUUAUCAAAAAUUAAAUUGUUGCAAUAAUAACUGACAAAGUGAUAAAUUUUCUUA